CUGUGCAAAUGUUUGAUAAGGUUUAGUAUAACAUGGCCGUAAUGAAUAAACUUUGUGUGGCUGGUGACAGCUCUGAUUCUUACUCAGCUGAUUAACGAUUAAACUGACCUCACCGAGGGAAUAAUGAAGCUUGCUGCUAAAAUCCAACAAAGUUGAUAACUCCUUAAAAUCUUAUUAAUCAACUGCUAUCCCCAACAAGCUUGUACAAGGAGAGUUUGAGACGUGUAGGAGUGCUGCUUCGGGUGUCUGCAGAGCCAAGCAGAGUCAGUCAGCAUGUGAGGUUGCGCUUGCAUAAUACUGUACAGUACUCAGUGCUGCGUGUGCAUAAUAGGUCAAAGAUCGAGAUGGUGGAUGCCGUCAUCAAAUCCUACCGCGAAUCCACCUCAAAGUGCUGGCUGUCUGUAUACUGUACCACUUCACAGCAGGGCUCUGACAUGCACCUGCAGCAACAAACACUCGCCAUGGAUAGUAAUCCUGUAGGCAUUCAGCAGCAAGAUACAAACACCUUGGCCACGAUCACGGAGAUGGUCGAGGCGACAUUGUGCAACAUUAUCGCGCGUGACAGGGACAAGGGCCCGAGCUUGGUCCUUGCGCCGCUGCUCUAGCAGUUUUAGCAGAGGCAGGGCCCUUUUGCUCCUCAGAUCUCAUGUGGGGUUCUGGCCUCUGAUCAGAUCAGGGUCCCUGUCGCCCCGAGGCAUCCAUGGAAGUGCGACGCAAUCAAUGCAG
Messenger RNA from Trichoderma virens Gv29-8, 726 nucleotides. RefSeq lists its product as uncharacterized. NCBI's taxonomy places the organism in Eukaryota, Fungi, Ascomycota, Sordariomycetes, Hypocreales, Hypocreaceae. The record is from RefSeq and is a predicted model, not a curated record. Bases 345 to 605 code for a protein of 86 amino acids. The transcript has a single exon.